UAUCAAAAUAUCUCUUUUUUUCUCUUUUUUUUGACAAUAGAGAAAAAAAUCAUUCCAAUGAAGCUGCAUUCGCUUUUCGUGCUUAACCGCCAUGGCAACCCGCUUUACCACCAUACCUAUGAUCCGAUCACAGACCAGACACCCGACCCCUCGACGAAAUACACCUAUUUGGCACACACUUCCUGCGACCUAAUCGACGAGCGCCUAGCUAACCCCACGCCCAAAGUCUCAUCUGAUCUCUACCUUGGUCUCUUACAAACCACUGAGGGACUGAAUAUCUACGGCUAUGUGUUGAAUACCGGAGCCAGAUUUGUACUUAUAGUCUCUGAAGACCCUACCGCCACUACGUCAUCAUUGGCGGUGGCAGCAGGUGGGGGCACUGUGGGGGGUGUGAAGGGUGAGAUUAUAUUGGUCUUUCAGCAGCUGCAUGCCGCGUAUAUUGCUCUGGUAUGUAAUCCGUUUUACGAGUAUAUGGCGGAAGUAGGUGGGAAUGAGGGGGAGGGAUGUGUGGGGGAAAAAUUUGACGCUGUGGUUGAGGAACUUGGGAAAAUACACUCUUAAACAAAACAAAUAACACAAACAUAAGCACAUUUUUAAACCAUAGUCCUUUAUAUUUGUUCUCUUUAUUAAUAACCAACCAACCAACCAACCAUCCCCCCCCAUAAAAAAUUAUAUUUUCUUUCAAACAUAAAAAAAUAAAACAAGAC
Messenger RNA from Kickxella alabastrina, 707 nucleotides. Its product is annotated as Longin-like domain-containing protein. Gene Ontology annotation, biological process: endoplasmic reticulum to Golgi vesicle-mediated transport. NCBI's taxonomy places the organism in Eukaryota, Fungi, Kickxellomycota, Kickxellomycetes, Kickxellales, Kickxellaceae. Gene Ontology annotation, cellular component: TRAPP complex; cytoplasm; nucleus. The transcript has a single exon. The record is from RefSeq and is a predicted model, not a curated record. The coding region runs from base 58 to 561 and encodes 167 amino acids.